CAUUGUCUUAACAACAACACGCAUUGUUUGUAACAAUCGCUCUCAUGGUGUCACAAUCCACCUAUUGUGACGUCACAAAGGUGGGAUGGACACGCCUACGUCACACCGCGAUAUUGUGAUGUCACAAAGCUCGUUAGUUUAUUAAUAAAUUGUAACUUUAAACAUGAAUCAUACACGUAACAAUGCUGUGUAUUACAUAACAAAACGCAUUAUUACGUCAUAUAUGCGAGUUUGUUAACAAUUUUAUAAUUUGAUAUUUUCAAUUUUAUUUUUUGAACAUUCUGCUUUAAAUUAAAAUGGCGGCAGUCGGUCCAAAACGAACGACGUUUUGCAACGAACCGUAUUACCCCCCUGGUUACUGCGGCUACAGCCCACAAUUUCAUUUCCAAUAUGGCGACACUUACGGCAAGACGACGUCACGGUUAUUGACCGACCCCAACGUUGCUAAGUCGGGGAGGUUGGUUUUGGCGGAUCUGUUUCCCGCCGAAAACAGCGGAAAUGACGUCACGGAUGAGCGGAACGAGUGGAAACGACUUCGAAAACAGAGUUGGGGGGAUAAAAAGUUGAACGAUAAGAUGGUACCCGGGUACACCGGUUAUAUCCCCAAGAAAGAAGAUCACUUCGGGACAAGAUACGCCGAUAUUUGUAGAAAAGCAACCAAAGACUUCUCCAACGAAAUGUCGGCGGCCAAGGACAAACGUAGAGCUUUGCAACCCCGGAUGCCGAUGACGCCGAAACUAGCGGAGCCGAAACCUUACGUUUCCUUAACCCAACCCCAACACUCGGUGUCGCCCUACUUCAUGAACAUCAACGACGGGGCGAAGACUUUCAUGUCUGGAUAUACGGGGUUCAUACCGAGGUCACGGUCAAGGUUUGCCCUCGUUUACCCAAAGUUAACCCGAGAAUCGUUGAAAGAAUUUACUCGAAACCAACAAGAGUUGAAACUAUUGGCCAAUCGAGAAGUGUCAAUCAACCAACCUGGUCCCAGUGACCUCCCGGUGAACCCACUGCAACCCAUUUACAUCAAUGGUGGAUUGUUACCUCAUUAUACAGGCUACCUCCCAGGUCAUAAGUUCAGGGUCGGCAUGACCUUUGGAACAAGUUCACGAUCUUUCCACGCAACCAACCAACCACGUUAUAAUAAAUCAUUGUUUGCUUAAUAAUUGCAACUAGAAAAAUAAAGUUUUUAUAAAUAAACCAAUAUUGUUUAACUCGUUGUACAUUGUUAA
Molecule: messenger RNA, 1229 nt
Organism: Ciona intestinalis (vase tunicate)
Lineage: Eukaryota; Metazoa; Chordata; Ascidiacea; Phlebobranchia; Cionidae
Product: ciliary microtubule inner protein 2B-like
Source: RefSeq, a predicted model, not a curated record